This is a messenger RNA of Coffea eugenioides, 1965 nucleotides long. RefSeq lists its product as uncharacterized. Lineage: Eukaryota; Viridiplantae; Streptophyta; Magnoliopsida; Gentianales; Rubiaceae. The record is from RefSeq and is a predicted model, not a curated record. Bases 91 to 1662 code for a protein of 523 amino acids. Gene Ontology annotation, cellular component: cytosol. Gene Ontology annotation, biological process: proteasome assembly. The transcript is spliced from 17 exons.
GAAAAAGAAAAGGAAAAGCUUGGAACUGACUCCAGAAUUUUGGCCAAGUAAAUUAUCAACUCUCAAGUGAUACAGGAGGGAGUAUUAGCAAUGGAGGAAGAGUACUCGGUUGAUCCGGCUCUGUUACUGGCGGCUGCCACCGACUUCGCUAAUCAUCCCGGAACUCAGUCCGACGCUUCAGCACAAGAAUUUCUCAAUCGCUUCCCUCUCCCCGCCAUUAUCAAUGCUUUACAAACAAAAGCAGAUUAUCCAGGACUCGAAAAUGCAUUGGUUGAUAGCUUGGAAAGAAUUUUCAAAACAAAGUACGGAGCAUCCCUCAUCCCACAUUUCAUGCCAUUUGUUGUAGUUGGUUUGGGGGCAGAUUCUCAAAAAGUCAGAUAUUUAGCUUGUGAAACAGUGUCUUGCCUUUUGGAGAACAUUGAUGACAGUACAGCUGUACAUCUAAUUCAUCAAUAUGGUGUGUACCCACUUUUGUUAAAUUGCGUAAUUGAUGGUGAUGAACAAGUUGCAACUGUGUCAAUGGAUGCCAUUAAGAAUUUGGCUGGUUCUCCAAACGGCCUGGCUAUCAUUUUUCCAGCAAAUAUUAGUGAACCAACACAGCUUGGAAACUUGGCUGGGAAAUGUUCAUCACUGGGAAGAGUUCGAGUGCUGGCGUUGAUAGUGAAGCUUUUCUCUAUUUCCAGCUCAGUUGCAUCUCUAGUCUACAGCUCCAAACUUCUUAGUCUAUUGGAGAGAGAAGUUAGUAACACAAAUGACACUCUUGUUACAUUGACUGUGUUGGAACUCCUAUACGAGUUAGCAGAAGUUCAGCAUAGUACAGAAUUCUUGUCAAGAACCAUGCUUCUUCAAUUGAUGAGUUCGAUAAUCGGAAAUGCAUCUGCUGAAUCAAUUUUAAGAUCAAGAGCAAUGAUGAUAACUGGAAGACUGCUUUCAAAGGAGAAUGCUGUUAGGUUCAUUGAUGAAUCAAGUUUUAGAGCUCUUGUCUUGGCUAUUGAUAGAAGGUUUGAUUUCCUUGAAAGCCAAGAUGCGGAUGAAUGUGAAUGUGCUCUUGAAGCUUUGGGUCAAGUUGGGCUAUCAAACCAGGGAGCUGUGUUGCUCCUUACAGGUUCACCUCCUGCUGCUAGACAUGUUAUUGAUGCUGCCUUUGACCGGCAACAGCAUAAUAAACAACUGGCUGCUUUGCAUGCACUGGCGACCAUUGCUGGAGAACCUCGGUCUGAAAAUGAUGUGAUUCUCACUGGUGGUGCAGAAGAAAACCUUCAACGCUUAAUCUAUGAGAUGGCAUCUAGGACUUCAAAACUUACACCAUCAGGCCUUCUCCAAUCAAUACUCCAACAGGAUUCAGAUUUACGUCUGGCGGGCUACAGAUUGAUAAUAGCUUUGGUGGCUCGACCUUGGUGCUUGCUGGAGAUAAUCUCAAGACAAGAGAUCAUUAAUGUAGUGAUUAACACAUAUACAGAGACCAAAAAGAUAGGUAUGGAACUUAGGCAUAAGUGUUGCCAGGCAAUCUACAGGGCAUUAACUUCGUCAAGUAAACUAAUCAGUGAUCCUGCUUUGGCUGACAUAGCUGCCAAGCUACAGGAAGCCAUCAGAAGGGGCCCUUACAUGGUAAGAACCCGCACUGAAGCUCAACCAGUGGUGAUGACAGCUGAGAGAUUUUAGAUGAGAACUGCUUAUGAAAGACUCCAACAGCAGAGACUUUCAAACUAUCCUGUAAACUGAUAACCACAGCAAAAAGUUACUUGGAGAGACUGACAAUGCUAACUUUUGGUUGCAUAAAAUCGGAUUGAGUGCUGCAUGUAUAUCAGCUGUAAACACUUUCUGUACAACAGUUACUAUGAGCCAAAGUGUGAGAAUAUGUGAAAUACUUGGAAAGAUCAAGUUUCUUCUUAGAUUAUGGCAUCAGGACGGUGUUGGUUGAAGAUUUUGCGUAUAAUGCUAAAGUCCUCUUUAGGAUUCUGUUUU